Bombyx mandarina (wild silkworm) is the source of this 2102-nucleotide messenger RNA. RefSeq names its product organic cation transporter protein. Gene Ontology annotation, cellular component: membrane. Gene Ontology annotation, molecular function: transmembrane transporter activity. The record is from RefSeq and is a predicted model, not a curated record. Gene Ontology annotation, biological process: transmembrane transport. NCBI's taxonomy places the organism in Eukaryota, Metazoa, Arthropoda, Insecta, Lepidoptera, Bombycidae.
AUGGCAACCCGCAGCUGGAAGACACAAAAGUGCCGCCAGCUCAUCAGGCUCCCGAGAGCCAACCCCUCAUCCCCUGAAUGCCUCCCUUUGCCAGUGCAAAGGGCGUGGGAAGAGAGCCCCUCGCUCUCUCUCAAGGUAGCACCCGUUGAAUACGGAGGCAGCCAAGGAGAGCUGGGUGCAGUUCUCUUGUUAAUAACUUCGAUUUCAUAUGAUGUGUUCCAGUUCGAUCUAGCCUGCGAGGAGUGGAAGAGGACUUUGGUCGGAACCAUCCACAGCGCUGGUGUUUUCAUGGCGCUACCUAUCACAGCAUUCAUUUCGGACAACUAUGGAAGACGUACGGCCCUCAUCAUGACCGCAGUGGCAGCGGGAGUAGCAGGAGUCGCCAGAGCAUUCUCCAACUCAUACGUCCUCUACGUAGUGCUUGAGUUCGUGGAGGCCACUGUUGGAGCCGGAGCUUAUAGUACUGGGUUCAUUCUUGCUCUGGAAAUGGUGGGAGUAAACCGUAGAGUUCUCGGUGGGAAUAUCAUAUCAAGCACUUUCGCACUAGGACAAGUGGUGGUGGCCCUUACAGCGUGGGCGUUCCCGUACUGGCGUACUUUGACCUUGAUUAUCUACGCUCCAUCAAUACUAUUCAUCCUAUACAUCUUUGUCAUAGAAGAGAGUGUCAGAUGGCUGAUAAGUAAAGGAAGGAAGAAGGAAGCUGCCAAAAUCAUUUUCAAAGCCGCAGCAAUUAACAAUAAGAAGUUGUCGCCAGAAACUAUCAAAAUACUUAAUGAUGAAAGCGUUGUAGAGGAGGAAACUAAAUCCCCAGUUAAAGAACUACCGAAAAAAUCCCUAGCAGUGCAGGUUUUGAGGUCUAAAACUAUAAUGACCCGGCUUUGUGUUUGUUGUUUUUGGUGGAUAACGCUUACCUUCGUAUACUACGGGCUGUCGAUCAACUCCGUGUCUUUGGCUGGGAACAGCUACGUCAAUUACAUUUUGACUUCACUAGUGGAGAUCCCCGGAUACUGUCUCAGUGUGCUGACGAUGGACAGGUUCGGGAGGAAAGCCUCGAUCAUGACUGCCUUUAUUGUGUGUGGCCUGUCGCUCGUCGGAUUGCCGUUUGUACCCGAGAACAUCAUUUGGCUCCAAACGACGCUCAACAUGAUCGGAAAGUUGUGCAUCAGUAUGGCGUUCAGCAGUAUAUAUAUAUACACAUCAGAGCUGUUCCCCACUGAAGCGAGACACACUCUCCUCGGCGCCUGCUCCAUGAUUGGACGGAUAGGGUCCUUAGUUGCGCCGCAGACUCCUUUACUGAUGACAUACAUGGAGUCUCUUCCGUACCUGAUUUUCGGCAUAAUGGCGUGUACAUCUGGUCUACUGAUGCUUCUAACACCAGAAACCCUGAGGGUAAAGCUGCCAGACACCAUAGAACAGGCAGAGAACAUCAGCAAAAAGCCACAGAACGGAACUCUUAAUGGUGUCGUAACCUCAACUUGAGUCUUCGAAACCUUAGAAAUUCCGAGUUGGGGCGUGCCAUUCUUCUAACCAAACUCGCAAGAUCGCUCCGACAAAUUUGCACUAUUCGGUGUAACUUGCGGUCGUGAUAGAAGAGAGCGAUGAAGGCGGCCAACUAGACUCGGUGCGGUGCGCGCGGAUGGCUUUAGCAGAAUUGCACGCCUCAUUUUAUUAAAAUAGAUUUAAAGCUUUGUUAAUUAGUAUAUUAUAUUUAACUUGUAUUUAAGUAUUGUUCUUAUGUACCGAUAUGAAAUGUCAGUUAGCCUGCCUGUUCGACAGAUGAGUUUACCACAAUAGUCCGCGCAUCUUAGCUGUUGCUAAAGGCUUGGAGUAUAAAUGGGAUGAUCGUACUAGUAUCUGAUACGCAUACGCAUACUAAUAGUACGCAUAGUAUUAGUUGUAAUACAGUUACCCGGCAAUGUAUUAAAUAAACAGUGGAAAAGCAUUGAGCUCGUGACUUGCGCAUCUGUGAUAGUCAAAUAUUUAAUUUUAUCGUAAUAAAAUAUUAAUUUGUAAAACAAAUUGCCCGUCUUAGCAUUUCAAGUAUCGAUAGUAUUCAUAUAAUAUUUUUAAUUUUUAUAUCAGUAAACAAUGUGCAGGAGUAA